CGCUUCAUCCGCAGAGUUCUGUGCGUUUGCUGUAGCCGUGUUGCUCAUCACCCGCGUCUAAACAUGUUGGGCAAAAUAAUCGGACAGAAAUACGUGUCUAUCGCGAAAACAUGGGUUCCCACGCUGGCGGUCUGGGGUGGAGUUGGAGGUGUUGCUCUCGUUCACUUCACAGACUGGAGGGUCAUCUUGGACUAUGUUCCCUACAUUAAUGGAAAGUUCAAGAAGGAUGAGUAGAUAAAGGUCGGUUUUGCUUCAGAUGGAUUGAAGAUGGAGACGUUUGUCACAGAUGGAGAUGAAAACAUCAAUCCGCCAUGUGAAACGGACUAGUGAAUCACCCUCCUUUUGUUCAUCACUGCUAAGGAACAAUGUGAUAUUUAUUUUUUGGAGCGUUCAGUUCAUUUUUCCCUCAUGAUUAUUUUUCAGUGUGGAUUAUACUCAUGAAAACAGUAAAGUCUCAUGAUGAAAAUCAAA
Labeo rohita (rohu) is the source of this 471-nucleotide messenger RNA. RefSeq names its product cytochrome b-c1 complex subunit 10 (gene uqcr11). The record is from RefSeq and is a predicted model, not a curated record. Gene Ontology annotation, biological process: mitochondrial electron transport, ubiquinol to cytochrome c. Lineage: Eukaryota; Metazoa; Chordata; Actinopteri; Cypriniformes; Cyprinidae. The coding region runs from base 64 to 234 and encodes 56 amino acids. The transcript has 3 exons. Gene Ontology annotation, cellular component: mitochondrial inner membrane.